AUGUCGAAAGUCCAUGUUUUCAUCGUUGGUGCCACUGGGCGGACUGGAGGACCAAUCGCAAGGGCAAUCCUCCAGGAGUCCAACAAAUUCCGUCUAUCUAUCCUGGUCCGAGAAGCAUCCAAGGAUAAACCAGCCAUUAAGGAGCUCACCGACGCCGGCGCUGAGGUCAUGGUGGGCGAUAUCUCUGAUCCUGCGGAGAAGCUGGAGUCCUACCUGAAGGGCGUGGAUGUGUUGAUUUCUACGGUGCUGGUGAUGGUGGAUCAGAAGCCGCUGUUGCUGGCAGCAAAGAAUGCUGGGGUUGGACGUGUGAUUCCAUCUGACUUUGCCUCGACCGCGCCAAAGGGGGCGAUGUUUAUGCAUGACAUCAAACUCGGGAUCCGUGACUACAUCAAAGAGCUCGGCCUUGGGUAUACCUUCAUCGAAGUCGGGACCUGGCUUCACGUCAUGUUCCCGCCUCUGCACUCUGCAACGGACACUCUUCUGACGCACAAGAGCUACCCGGGGGACAAGAAGCAGAAAACAAUCUACUCGACGAUGCCGACCAUCGGAAAGCUCGUCGCGCGCAUCAUCGCCGAUCCACGAACACUCAACCAGGCGGUCGUAGCGUAUGACGGGGAGAUCAGCCUGGGUGAAAUAUGGGCAAUUGCCGAAAGGAUCACUGGGGAGGACUUCUCUGAUUACUACCACGUGAGUACCUUCAUUCCCGACGAGGAGCUGGAGAAAGGGACGCAGCAGAUGCAGAACGUGGUGAAGCGGAUCGUAGCGGAUUAUUUCAAGAGUUUGUAUAUUCGCGGGGACAACACGCUAGCGAACGCUGAAGCGAUGGGGCGCCUCGAUGCGAGAAAGCUUUACGACGACGUCCCAUGUGCUGAUGUGGAGGAAGAGGCGAAGAAACACUACGCGUCGGGAGCUGUCCCCGCGUCCACUAGUUUGCCAGGCGCAGCCGUGCUGGAUGUCUUUAAGAAGGCAGAGUAG
Messenger RNA from Pleurotus ostreatus (oyster mushroom), 975 nucleotides. RefSeq lists its product as uncharacterized. Bases 1 to 975 code for a protein of 324 amino acids. The transcript has 4 exons. NCBI's taxonomy places the organism in Eukaryota, Fungi, Basidiomycota, Agaricomycetes, Agaricales, Pleurotaceae. The record is from RefSeq and is a predicted model, not a curated record.